CAUGCGCAGAGGCCCAGUUUCACUAGCAGCAGCACCAUCAGCAGGAGUAGCAGCAGCAGCAGCCGCCGCCGGGGAGACGGGAGCUUGUCGGUGUUGUUUAUUUCACACAAGUUAAAGUUUUCUCUACAAUGUCGGAAUUUGACAGCAACCCCUUCGUGGACCCAUUGGACAUAAAUCCCUUCCAGGAUGCCUCAAUCACUCAAGCCACCAGCGGAGCCCCUAAAAACGUUGGGGAGUUUAACCCAUUCUCUGCAACUGAAAUGGGAACCCACUCUGGUACGACCAUCCCCAUCUCUGCUGCCACCUCUCAACCCGCCAUCCUACCGACUUCUGUGGAGCAGAGUGCACAACAGGCAAAUGUAGCAGCUGGCCAGGCUAACCUGCUCAAACAGCAGGAGGAGCUGGAGAAGAAAGCAGCUGAGCUGGAGCGGAAGGAGCAGGAGCUCCAGAACAGGACCGGAGGCAGAGCGCGCAACACUGGCGAUAAAGAGAACAACUGGCCACCUCUUCCCAAAUUCUUCCCUGUGAGGCCCUGCUUCUAUCAGGACUUUGAGGAGGACAUCCCUGAGGAGUACCGCAGGAUCUGCAAGAGAAUGUACUACCUCUGGAUGUUCCACAGUGCUACUCUCUUCCUCAACGUGCUGGCCUGCCUGGCUUACUUCACUGCAGACUCUCAGUACGGCGUUGACUUCGGUCUGUCCAUCCUCUGGUUCAUCCUCUUCACCCCAGUGUCCUUCAUCUGCUGGUACAGGCCCGUCUACAAGGCCUUCAGGUCUGACAGCUCCUUCAGCUUCUUUUUCUUCUUUUUUGUCUUUUUCUUCCAAGUGGCAGUGUAUAUCAUCCAGACUGUAGGGAUUCCAAAGUGGGGAAACAGUGGAUGGAUCGCAUCCAUCAGCAUGAUCCGCACAAACUUGGCUGUGGCUGUGGUUAUGAUGGUGGUGGCCGGUUUUUUCACUGUAAACGCUGUCCUGGCUGUCAUCCUACUGAAAAUGGUCCACUCUAAGUACAGAAGGACAGGUGCCAGCUUCACCAAGGCCCAGCAGGAGUUCUCCACGGGAGUCCUGACCAACCGAACUGUCCAGACUGCUGCAGCCAGUGCUGCCCAGGGAGCCUUUGGCAAUUAGAAUGUUUCCCACAUCCUUCAGUGCUUCAGGCUAGUCUCUUCUCUGACCAACAUAGCCAUGUCCCAACAUACUUCAGUGUGUUUAGGGGCUGGGGGGUUUGAUUAUUUAUUGAAAAGGGCCAAAAAACAAGUAACUUAUGAGGAGGCAAAUUAUUCUCACUACGUCAGCCGAGUGACAUUCUCCACUUAUAAACUUUUCAAGAGACUGUUGUAUAAUACAGCAGACGAGCUAGAGUUCUUAUACAAACACGCAAUGUUAUUAUUGUCUUUACCAUCCUCAUCAGUAUACAGCUAAAUGUAUGCCAUCACCAGUUAUUCUGGGACAUGUAGGAAGGAGUAAGAAAACUGAAGUUGAAUACGCCUAAAACAAGGCCAAGAAGGAGGCAGAGUGGGUAUGACAAAAAUGAAUUGGCAACACCUCAUCCCAAUAUAACUAACUGGAAUACAUUUAACAUAGUCAACUGAAGUAAGUAAGUAUGUGCGGCGCACCACUGAACAGGGCUGGGGUUUAGUGAUAAAGUACAUAUAAUUAAAUCCCGUCACUCUUAAAUACGCUGGCAGAAAGUAUUAGGAUUUCUCUAUCUCACAGUUCAUGUAGAAAUAACAUACUAGGGCCUCGAAAAUAAACACUGCGAAGAGUUGGGAUUAUAUAAAAAGCAUACUUGACAUGAGAAUGUUUAACCAUCAUUCAAUGAUGGAUCCAGAUAAUGUGUGUAUACAUAUUUUUGUCAUUACAGCAGCACGUAGAGCGUUACAGGGUUACCAUUCUAUAAUUCUGCUAAUACUAAUUCUAAUACAUGCACUACUGGACGCCCUGUAAGAAUCAUCCAUCCUACACUACUGAUGAACGCCGUUGCUGUUCGAAUUUCGCUCAAAAUUAGUUUUCAUGUGCAUAUAACACUGUAUAGGAUGAUGAUUAAUGAAGGUGACGGGAGGGUGGAAGGUUUUUCUUUCUACUGGUUUCAUCAGUUUACUGAUUUAGAUGAAGUGAGACAAAAAGCUCUUCUUCGGGCAAUUGAAGACGUAGUUUGUGUGACGGCACAUUUUAAUUUAUGUUUAGUUAAGAAUAUGUUUUCAGGUAUAGUAUGGAGCCUUGCUGUGAUUAAAAUGAAAUGCAGGGUGCAGCUUUACUACCGUAAAGUUACUGACAUAGUAUAGAAUGUAGACUUAUUUACUUAGCAGUGUAUUAAUGAGCAGAAAGAACACAAUAUUUAUCUGUCGAUUAUCCAGUCUUGACUUUAUAUUCAUGGUAAUUAUACUGCAGACCAAAGUCAUGUGUUACUGAAUAGUCGCAGAUAGUUUGUAUUUUUUUUUUAGCUGCUUUCUACCUACUUGUUGUUUGGUAUUAGCAUUUUUUUUCACAUAUUUACUUGUGAAUAUAUAUAUAUACUGUCCAAUUCUGAUCUUCUGUUACUGUAACACACGGAAUCACUUUGUUUAGGUGUAACCUCACAGUGCCUUUCAGCAGAUGUAACCCACCGAUUUUUGCGUGGGGAUUUAAGCACAAGGCUGUUGGUUAUUAGUGUUUUGUCUGAUUUUGUUUGUCUUAAUAGAGAAGCGUGUUUUAUGGUGAUGUUUCCCUUUGAUGAUCAGAAUGCAUUAAGGUGUCUUGUACAUAUUGGUGACUUAUUUAAAACUGAAUUUACUGAGGGGGGAGGGGUUAUUUGCUAGAAAUUGGUUCUGUCUUAACAUAAAUAAACUGUAAUUUUUUUCAUCUUUUGAAAAUGUAAUCAUGUAAACGAUUGCCUGCUAAGUAAAGACAUAUAUUCAUACUGUA
Molecule: messenger RNA, 2900 nt
Organism: Sander lucioperca (pikeperch)
Lineage: Eukaryota; Metazoa; Chordata; Actinopteri; Perciformes; Percidae
Gene: scamp2l
Product: secretory carrier membrane protein 2, like
Exons: 9
Coding region: 129-1124 (331 amino acids)
Biological process (GO): protein transport
Cellular component (GO): trans-Golgi network membrane; recycling endosome membrane
Source: RefSeq, a predicted model, not a curated record